CCGUUUCCGACAUUUCCUUUUCCGUCACGAAACGCGUCUUCUUAUUUCGCCAACACAACAGCUCACCAUUCCCUUACCCCCCUUCCCAUAGUCGUUACCUACCUCCUCCGAAUCGCUCCCCCUAAACCCUCAAAAUUCUUUCUUUUCAUAUUUUCCCAGAAAAACCCUCCUUUCUAUACCAUGCAUCCUGCUCUCAAUUAUGCCCCUUCUCCUUACCUACCUCCUUCCCCACUACCAGCUUUUAACGCCGCCGCCGCCGCCGCCGACCAGCAAAUGCUCGUCUCUGUUUUUUUAGCCCUGUUCUUACCAUGUGCAGGGAUGAGUGCUGUUUUCCUUAUUUACAUUUGUUUAUUGUGGUGCUCUACGAAUUACAAUCAGAGUGAUUUCGGAGGGGAGGUGAAGCCGGUGAAGAAAAAAGGGUUGUCGGCGGCUGAGCUGGAGAAGCUGCCCAAGGUCACCGGGAAGGAAUUGGUGAUAGGGCCAGAGUGCGCGGUGUGUCUCGAUGACAUUGAAGCGGAUCAACCGGCGAGAUUGAUCCCUGGAUGCAACCAUGGGUUCCAUCUGCACUGUGUUGAUACUUGGCUUUCUGAUCACACUGUUUGCCCUUUUUGCAGAACCAAGCUCGAGCCCCAGUUCUUUAAUGGUUCCCAAAACCCCUGCUGAAGAAGGAAGAAGACCACAAAACCCAUGGAUGAAAUUGAAGAACAUAAAAAAUGUAGCGUUCGUUUGUAUUGUUAAUUGGUUCAUAGGGUUUUUUGCAGGCACCGGAAACAAAUUGGUAUUGUUGUUUAUUGAUUUCAUAGCUUAAUUAGUUUAAUAGGAGGUGGUUAAAUAAAUUUUUAACCAGAGAUAAAUUGAUUGGAAUCCAUCCCUUGUGAAUAAAUUAUAGUAGUAAUCAAUUUUUUGUUUUUGA
Rubroshorea leprosula is the source of this 913-nucleotide messenger RNA. The record is from the annotation of a GenBank genome assembly. NCBI's taxonomy places the organism in Eukaryota, Viridiplantae, Streptophyta, Magnoliopsida, Malvales, Dipterocarpaceae.